Molecule: messenger RNA, 589 nt
Organism: Juglans microcarpa x Juglans regia
Lineage: Eukaryota; Viridiplantae; Streptophyta; Magnoliopsida; Fagales; Juglandaceae
Exons: 2
Coding region: 180-410 (76 amino acids)
Biological process (GO): mitochondrial respiratory chain complex IV assembly
Cellular component (GO): mitochondrion
Source: RefSeq, a predicted model, not a curated record
CGCCAAGGUUUUGUCCUCAUCCUCGGCUUCACAAACCCUGCACCGCACUACCGCAGUGCAGCUCCUCUCUCUCUCUAGGCGAAGCAUUUUUCUAGACUUUCGGGUUGCGGGAGUUGAAUUAAAUUUUUCCACGAAGUAGUUUUCGUUUAAUUUAGUAUUGGUAUUUUGGCGGUGGAAAAAUGUCCUCUCUGGGAACUUCGAAGGGAGUCCUUGAGAUCGCGAAGUUCGGGAUCUAUGUUUCCGUGCCGAUCGUUCUUAUGUACGCCUUCGCUAACAAUACUAAGAAUCUUCAGAAAUUUAUGGGAAAUCGUUCUUAUGUAGUGUAUCCCCCUGAGGGACCAAGGCCUCCCUCGCCAGAGGAACUAAGGGAGAUGGCCCGUGAACUAGCUCGCAAGAACAAAAACCGCUGAAUGUUCUUUGGAUUUGUGAGUGACCAUUUGUAUCUGUUCUGUUCAGUUGUAUUACUAGUGCCUCUUAAAAAGUCAUAAUACAUGUAAUAUGCGAAAAUGGACCCUGUGGAGUUCAUUUUUGAAGUAGAAUAAUUUGUAUGGUUUUCUUUUUCUUAUUGUUUAUAAAUCGCUUUCGUUUA